AAAAACCCCAACAACAUAAAAAAAAAGAUCCGCGCUUACCGGUCUUUACUGGAAGUCUGUCGUUUACCCGGCGCGGUCGAGACGAGUGUUCCGGUGGAGGAUUUUGUCAACGGAGAUGGCGUCUUCAAAUAAGCAAUUGACGUCGUUCUUUAUUGAAGACAUUUUGUCUAUGAAAGAGGAAAAACCAGAGGGAUCAACCAGCACCACAGCCAGACGCCAAAGCCAGCUAAACUGGUCCAAGGACGGCGAGGAGGACAGCGCUCUCCUUCUGGCUGUCACAGCGGCGGAGUCCACAUUGGCGAGGCGACCAGCGGGCGGUUCGUGUGUGCGCUCCGCGGAACAGGCCCACUUACCCACGGACGCGGCGAGCGGCGGCGUGAAACAGAAGCGCUCCCGCGCCGCCUUCACGCACCUGCAGGUCCUGGAGCUCGAGAAGAAGUUCAGCCGUCAGAAGUACCUGUCCGCGCCGGAGCGCGCGCACCUCGCCACCGCGCUGCGCCUCACCGAGACGCAAGUCAAAAUAUGGUUUCAGAACCGGCGCUACAAAACCAAACGCAAGCAGCUCGCGUCGGAAUGCGCGAGGGACUACGCUCAAAAGUCGGAGGGCCGCGCUGCCUCGGCCACGCGAGAGGACCUGCUCAGGGCGUCGCUUUUUGCAGCAGUCUGUGAGUCUUACGCGUACCGGCCUUGCAUGUACGACUUACACGGACUUGGUGCUUGGAGGCCAGCGGUGUGGUGAAAGGGACACACGAGAAUGUUUAACUAUACCCAUUAGCCUAUGAUUAUUAAUGUGUUAAUAUAACUUGUACA
Messenger RNA from Electrophorus electricus (electric eel), 810 nucleotides. It is a transcript of the gene nkx3-1, whose product is annotated as NK3 homeobox 1. Gene Ontology annotation, molecular function: DNA-binding transcription factor activity, RNA polymerase II-specific; RNA polymerase II cis-regulatory region sequence-specific DNA binding. Gene Ontology annotation, biological process: cell differentiation; regulation of transcription by RNA polymerase II. Lineage: Eukaryota; Metazoa; Chordata; Actinopteri; Gymnotiformes; Gymnotidae. Gene Ontology annotation, cellular component: nucleus. The record is from RefSeq and is a predicted model, not a curated record.